AUGGAAACGUACAAGAUUGUAGAAGAGAAAGCAGAGCUGCCAGAUCAAUUCUCCCUGUCCAGAAGUUUGCAAAGUAAACAACUUGAUAUAACUGUAUUGAUAAUUGUGAAUGACUCUGAAAGUGCUGAAAGAGAAUAUGAUAUUGCUCUCAACUCUGUUCGAUGUUACUGUGAAGCGAAAAAAUAUCGACUCGAGAUUGCAGAAGACACCGAUUUCAGACAUUUCUGUCAACAGGAGAAUAGCAUGUUCCGCCGACAUUGUAUAGUCGCCCAUCUUCUUCGAGAAAGUGAUUACGUGUUUCUACUGGAACCUGGAAUGGCUGUAGUGAAUAACGAUAUAAGAUUGGAAGAGUUUAUCGAUGAGAAAUAUGACAUGACGAUGUACGAUAAGUUCACAAGUUGGGAAAUUGAUACUAAUUCGUAUGUUGUCAAAAACACUGUCUGGUCUCGUGAUUUCCUCAUGAAACUUGCCGAAUUCGAAACGAAAAUUCCAUCUUCCAGCAAUGACAACACUGCACUUCAUAUUCUUCUUCAAAAAACCUUCUACCCACAGUUCACAGAGGAAGCCGGAAACUGUCUGAAAAUCUUGGAAAAUCUGGAAUUUUCUACGGGAAAUCAGCAGAUUAUGUACACUUUUGAAGCAUGUAUUCGAUCUGUUAUUGGGGAAAUUCAUGAAUUCGAUAAUUUGAGAAUAAUCAAAAAGGUAGGAAGACAACUCGGUCCCACUUGGAUUCCAGUGUUUCAGGGCACCGCCUGGACAAGAGAAAUCUGGUUGACCGAUUCGAAAUGGAGUCAAAAUAGAGAUUUCAUGCUGAACGGACUCAAAAAUGCUCAUCAAACGACGUUUGCUCACGGAGUUUUAUCUAAUAUAUUACUCGGCCGGCAGACGUGGAGAUCUCCUUUUAUAAAUCCACCAAAUCAGGGUGAAUGUGACUUUUCAAAAUGGGAAUAUGAUCGAUCUCUGAUAACAUCAAAAGCUGAAAUUGAUGAAUAUCUGAUGGAAAAAUAUGACGAAGUGGAGAAAAUGAGGUGGCAAAGUUUAGCUGCUGUUGGAAAUUAUAUGAGUAAAGAUUGA
Messenger RNA from Caenorhabditis remanei, 1074 nucleotides. RefSeq lists its product as uncharacterized. NCBI's taxonomy places the organism in Eukaryota, Metazoa, Nematoda, Chromadorea, Rhabditida, Rhabditidae. The record is from RefSeq and is a predicted model, not a curated record. Bases 1 to 1074 code for a protein of 357 amino acids. The transcript has 7 exons.